ACCAAUAAGAUGAUUAUGUAUUUAAAACCAUCAUAACUAUAUUUUAAUUGAUUGUUAUUGGAGCUAGUAAUUCUACUGGAGUAAUGAUCCUACAACUUAACAAAUAGGAAAUACAAAGAAAAUAUCUUCUCUCCUUCGUAACGUUUGAACUUUUUCCAGAGGGAAUUGAUAUUUUUUUGGGUUGAAUUUUUUAUUUUAUGAUCAAUUUUACCUUCUGUUUUGUCGGAUUUUAGUUCGUUUAGACGAAUUUUGUUUUGGAUGAGCUUCUUGUAAAGCAUCAGAAAGCUUGCACCUGGACGAACAUGAACCAACACAUAGUUUUUCUCUAUUUAUGCUUUUAUAAAAAAAUUUGUUUUGUUGAACUUCACUUUUUAUAUCUGAUACCAAUUCUCUCAGUCCGUUGGACUUACUAAUAGAACGUUUUUUUGAAAGAUUUAUUAACAGAACUUUUUUUUUUUGUAAAAAAACUUAUUAAUAGAACUUGGUCGACAAAAAAAACAACUACAAAAAUAGGUACUGCAAAUGAAAGAUAAUUGCAAAGAAUCAAUCAAAACUAUUAUCUUCAGAUGAAGAUGUAUCCAGACUGAUCAUGAUCAUAAAUCAAUGUGAGAGAGACAACAUUCUCACGAUAGACCUUUAUAUAUCAAUAGUGUUGCUGCAUUCCAGUUAUAUUAAUAAUAUUUAUUUGUUUUUUUUUUUAAUUUACGUUCUUUUACAUUCUAAGCAUUGUAUAUCCAUUAGCCAUUAGGCAUUAACUAAUGAUAGUUCUAAAAAAAAUUAAAACACAUGUUUUUGGACUCAUUUUCAAGGGAGAGGAACCAUUGUGGCUAACUGGCUAUAGUCAACAGAUGUACAAAAAAUUGUCAGGGUUACACAUUAGUUUCUUUUAUUAACUAUAUUUUUAUAGAAAAGUGGAGAUCAUGUAAUUAGACAUCGUGAACUUACGUCGCAUCUUGGUUGAUAGCACGAUAACCAUAUGUAUAUACCAUGUAGUCUUAUUAUAUAAGAUAAUAUAAUAUUUUCUUACGUGGAAUAUGACAUAUUUCUACAAUCCCUCAUAUUAAAAAACUGGAAAAAACUAUAUUCCCCGAAUUAAUCCGUCUGCAUCUCACCUUUAAUAUAAGCCAAUGUCUCUUAACAACUUCACAAUGACACUACCAUAAUAAAAAAAAUUCACAGUCAUUUAGCGAAUGAAGGAAAAUAAAUAGAUAUAAUGAUAUAUAAAAUUACGUCCUCAUUUAGCGGUCUUUCCUGUUUUCUGUUACAUCCAAUUGUCCGGAUAAAGAAAUUAAGAAAAAACGAAAAAACCAUAGUCUAAUUCAAGAAACACACACAAUACACAAAAGAGGAAGAAAGAAGAAAACACGAUCUCUAGGUCUUGUUCAUCCGUGUUUCAGAUCUAGUGGUCGGGAAUUCGAAUGGAUCAAAGAACAGGUGAUCCAAGAAUAUACAUCGUCACUCUUCUCUUUCUUUCAUGCAUCCUCACAGGAGGAGUCCUUCUCGGGCUUUACCUCGUCCAACAUGAUCCAAAUCCUCUGUUUCUACAAGCGGGUAUGUUCUUCGUUGGUAUCCCUUGGUUCUUCUGGUUCUUGGCUUACAUCUACUCUUGUCUCCUCAAGCCUUGCAUCCUCUCCAUAAGCCAAAGAGUUUCCAGAUUCGAUCCGGAGAAAGGCCAGGAGGAGGAGGAGGAGAAGAACAAUAGAAGCAUCACGGAAAUCGCCAUGUCGGAUUCACAUCCCGUGGCUGCGGUGGAGCUGGGGAAUUCGCCGAGUGAUGGUGAGAAGCACGUGCAGUUCGGGAAUGUGGUGGUUCUUGGAGAUGAAGGAGGAGUAAAAGCAGCAGAAGAGGAUCUAAAUGAGAGAAGUACUAAUAAACUGAUUCCGGAUCAUAUGAGAAUGGGAGACGAAGGUAAUCAAGAACAUCAUGACGAGAGUGGCGUUGAUAAGGAUUGCGAUAGAACUCCUUUGAGAUUAUCCGUGGGGAACAGAUGAUCUGAUACUGAAUGAUCAGGAACUGAUCGUCUUUUUGGGUUGUUAACUAUGGUUUGAACAAAGAGGAAAGGCUUUGGAAAAAGCUGAACCCUAAUAGACGUGUGAGACAAGGAACAUUGUUUUUGAGUAUGAACUUAAAUAACAUGUGAAAGUCCAUAGAAGAUUUUGUUUUGUUUUAGCUUU
Brassica rapa (field mustard) is the source of this 2174-nucleotide messenger RNA. RefSeq lists its product as uncharacterized. The record is from RefSeq and is a predicted model, not a curated record. Lineage: Eukaryota; Viridiplantae; Streptophyta; Magnoliopsida; Brassicales; Brassicaceae.